Gilbertella persicaria is the source of this 2515-nucleotide messenger RNA. RefSeq lists its product as uncharacterized. The record is from RefSeq and is a predicted model, not a curated record. The transcript is spliced from 8 exons. Bases 43 to 2388 code for a protein of 781 amino acids. Gene Ontology annotation, cellular component: mRNA cleavage and polyadenylation specificity factor complex. Lineage: Eukaryota; Fungi; Mucoromycota; Mucoromycetes; Mucorales; Choanephoraceae.
UAUAUAUAUAUACAUAUAUAUAUUUUAACGCGUAGUCUCUCCAUGGAUCACGAACAGCAACUUGCUCAGUUGCGUGAAUUUGAGCAUUCGCAACCAGAAGACGCUCAAUCUUAUGCUACUAAAAGUUUUUUAGAGACACUCGAUAGUCUAAUAAAGCAUGGAUUAGAAGCACAAGACGAUGGUUCUGAUGGUUAUAAAGAAGAACUCAAAGUUAUCAAGGAUGCUAUCAGAGCAUUCUCUAUUGUGCUUCCUUUUGUGUUUAAAACUGUUUGUCAAAAUGAAGCAGAGUCUCAUUUAUGGGAACUGGCUCGAUCACUAUUGACCCUUGUAGAAACUCGACUUAUAGAACAUAAGAAUACAGGUGUUCGUAUCAGUGCACUUAAAUGUCUACAAGUGAUUUUCUUGUUAUUGACCAAGUCUGCUCAUCAAAAGGAGAUAUCCAUUCAUAUGUUAAGAGCAGGUCAUCGACUAUUGAACUUACAAGCACUAGAGAAAGAAGGACAGGCAGUGUUUGAUAAGAUAGCAGAUCUAUUAAAGAGUGAUAUAGAAUCUGUCUUGACAGCCACUAUCAGUUGCCUUGUGGUGAUGGUCAAGAAAAGAACACACUAUUUACAGCCUGUGAUGAGUCUAUUUACUGGUUGGAGUAAGACCAGAUCAAAAGAAGAUUCACCUGUCAUGAUGCGUAAUGUAGAAAAGGCUUUGAAAUUAGCACUUGUUACUUUUAUUCGUACGGAUGCUUUCAAUCCAUAUCGUACUGAUAUGAUAGCAGCAUUUGGUGCUAUGGGAGGUAAUGUAGGCAUGUUCUCCAGUCGUCGUUCAGAAGACUCCAGAAGACUCAAACGACAACAACAACAACAACAAUAUCAUGAUCAAGAAAGAGAGAAGCGUAUCAAGACAGACUAUAUGCCUACCAUACCCACAGGCCAGAAUAGAUUGGCCAAUUAUGAUAUUACGGCUAUUCCAUUGGACAAGAUUGUCUCACUCUGUAUGACUGUAUUACAAAUGGUGCCAUUGGAAGUCAUGUCUGAACGUGCUGCCAUGUUGCCUCCUGAAGGAGUGACCUUGGCUGUCACUCGAAAGGGAUUCAAACGAUCCACCACACCACCUUAUCCACCCCCACCAGAACAACCUGAACAUAUUCACCAUACGCGUAUCAAACGAGAACAAGACAUGACAGAAGCCAAACCUGUCUUGGCAAGUGCACAAGAGAGAGCCAGCCAGGCACUCAAGAUGCAACCCUAUGCAUUAGCCACACCGCAGACACUCGAUGCAUCAGACAAGAAAACAUUACUCAAAAUGACGAUAGAGCGGUUAUUAGAAGCAGAAGCGGCAUUUCGUGUGGAAAAUCCUUCUAAAAACGUAUGGCUUUUGUUGGUGGCAAAAUUAAUGACGCGUGGCACAACAGCUAAGCCAACAACGGAUGAUUUGAUAAUCCUAAAUAAAGAUGAACCAUUAGAAGAAACAAAGCCUUUUGUUACUGAACUCGAAACAUCAUCAGAUUUAAAGCAGUUGUUAUUAGACUUUGUUGUCCAGCAUCUCUCUUCCAGACUUGACUUGGCUCUGGAAUGGUUACAUGAAGAAUAUCUGAUGGACAAACGCAAUGCAAGAAUAGACCCUGAUUAUCAACCCAAUUAUUUCUAUUGGCUACAUACACUACUAGAAAAGAGCAUUCCUACUUUGGAUGCAAAAGACAGAGUAUUGACCAAACUGUUGUUAGAUGCACCUGAAUUGGACCAGAAAGUGAUUGACCUUGUCCAACAGAACCUGAAUGUGCCUGAACGAUUUGUCUCAUGCGUAUCUACGCUCCGCAGCCUUGUCACGAAUCGACCUCCUAUUCGUUUAGCAGCCUUACAAGUCUUGUUGGAUUUAUGUACCAACCCCAAUGAUAAAAUGCGUCGAACAAGCAUAGUCGCUGUCAAGAAAUGGAAUACAAAUCAAGAGGAAAUGAAUGGUCGAGUAGAGUCAUUUGCGAUUAAGUCAUUACAUGCACUCAAAUCAACCGAGUGGACAGAAAAGGAUGUAGUCAGGCAUGCUGAACUUUAUUUUGUGUUGUGUACCAAGAAACCAAGUCUAUUACAAGAGUUAUUCACUGUCUAUAAGGAAGCAACAGAGACAGUACAAGACGCUAUUCGUAUUCAUAUGAGCAACAUGAUUAAAUCGAUUGGUAUGCGAUCACAUGAUAUGAUUCGACUGAUGAAGACAUUUCCACUUGGUACUGAGACAUUGGUCAUUCGCAUGUUGAGUAUUUUAUGCGAAUCAAAACCACCCACAAAGGAUAUUUUGGCUGUUGUUCAGACCAUUACUCCAUUAGCUAAAGAACGAUCGAUGGAUACAACACAGUUGUCGCCUAUUUUAGCCGGACAAAGUCUGUCAUCAUCCUCCACCUAGUUCAAGAGGAGUUUCUAUGAGACAACAAAAAUUUAUACAGCAUGAUACAAACAAUAAAACUACUCUUUUUGGUUGUUUUUCUUUUCCAAAUAUAUACUCUAUUUAUUAUUUAUUCCUUCUUUUUUUU